ACACACACACACACACACACACACACACACACACACACACACACACACACACACACACACAUAUAAAGUGGUCCACAGAAGGGGGGCUGAAGGUGCAGAAGCCCCCAGUGAAGAGCAGGUGGUUCAGAUUACUGAGUGUUUAUGAGCUCAUUUAGCCGUGGGUGGAGGUAGGAGGAUGGGCAGUGCAGAGGUUCCAGUGGAGCGAGUAGAUGAUGAAUCUUUGGAUGGUCUCGACAGACAGGAGGACAUCGCCAGGUUCCCUUAUGUGGAGUUCACAGGCAGAGACAGCAUUACCUGUCCCACUUGUCAAGGCUCUGGUCGCAUCCCCUCAGAUCAGGUGAACGAGCUGGUGGCUUUGAUUCCUUACAGUGAUCAGAGACUGCAGCCUCAGCGGACGAAGCAGUAUGUGGGUCUAUCUGUGAUUGUUUGUUUGUUCGUUUGUUCCCUUGUGACCUUUUUCAUGUUCCCUCGGCCGGUGCUGGUGGAGGACGGAGGGAUUCGGUCUGUCAUCAUCCAUUUCGACCACGACACCAGUCGUGUGCUCAUAAACAUGACUAAUGCCCUGAAGUUUAACAACUGGAACUUCUUCACCGUGUUGGUGGACAGCGUGAGCAGUCAGGUUCUCUACAUGAAGACGGUCAUUGGCACUCAGCAGCUUGACAACAUCAUCAGAAUCCAACCACUAAGCCAGAGACAGAUGAACUUCACUGUGAAUGUGGAGAUCAGCGGGUCGCUGUCCUACGUAUAUGCUUUCUGCACCAUGGCCAGCAUUAAAGUUCAUAACAUUGUGGUGUUCACACAGACGUCUGUAAAAACUUCCUGCAUGGUUCGCAGUGCACAAAACACUUUGGAGGCAUAUCGCUACAUUGACUGCGGCGCUAACUCCACCCUGCACCACCCGCCUGACCUUCAUGGUUCUGUGCUGCCUCACUCGAGCUACACCUAUUAAACACAGUGGCAUUGUUAGAAUCACGCUUCAUGUCUUUAAGCCAGUGAUAUGAAUGUUUCUUACAGUAUCUGUCUCUUUAACUCAGUGUAGCUGAGAUGCUUAAUGCUAAUACUGAAGUCAUACUGGAUAAAAAAAUAAAGUUCAUUAAACUUUA
Tachysurus fulvidraco (yellow catfish) is the source of this 1103-nucleotide messenger RNA. Its product is annotated as transmembrane protein 106C-like. The coding region runs from base 176 to 949 and encodes 257 amino acids. Lineage: Eukaryota; Metazoa; Chordata; Actinopteri; Siluriformes; Bagridae. The record is from RefSeq and is a predicted model, not a curated record. The transcript is spliced from 8 exons.